AUGGCGACUUCCAUCUGUAGGGCUGCAUGGCAACCGCGAAUACAAAGAACACCAUUUCAGAGCUUUCGACAUGUUAGAUAUAUAGCGACCGACUCAAGAAAUCGAUUAUCCAAAUUCUGGGCACCAACCGGUGGUAUAUCACCACAAGACAGCGAGCAAGAUGAUUCUCACUCUCUCCUUGUUCGGGGUGGCUUUUUGCGCCAGGCACAUUCUGGAGUUUUCCACCUUCUGCCCCUAGGUCUACGCGUACAAAACAAGCUCGAAGCUCUGAUCGACAAGCAUAUGAGCUCUAUCGGCGCUUCAAAGCUCGCGCUUUCGUCAAUAACCACAGAGGCAUUAUGGCGGCAAACUGGUCGCUACUCCGCCAACUCAGAACUCUUGCGCAUCAAGGAUAGGAGAGAAUCCGGCUUCUUGCUAUCGCCGACUCAUGAAGAGGAGAUCACAGCACUUGUAGCCAGUAUGGUGCAUUCUUAUAAAGAUUUGCCAUUGAGAUUGUACCAAACUGGACGGAAGUACCGCGACGAACGAAGACCAAGACAGGGCUUAUUAAGGGCUAAGGAGUUCAUGAUGAAAGAUCUCUACACUUUUGACUACUCAACAGAAUCUGCGCUAAGGACCUAUGAGGAAGUACGGAAUGCCUACAACAAUCUGUUCAACGAGCUCAGACUGCCUUACCUUGUUGCUGAUGCCGAUUCUGGCAACAUGGGAGGCAGGCUGAGCCAUGAAUAUCACUUCGUUUCACCCAAAGGUGAAGACAAUGUGUGGUCUUGCAACUCAUGCGAUUACAUUGCGAACGAAGAGCUUGCGGAGAAGAGAAGCCAAAACCCCACGUCAAAUGACGAGAGCUGGCAUGCGUUCACUGGUAUUAGCGUCGACAAGAAGACAAAGAUCAAUGUAUGGAUCCCGCGUCCGUCCUCGACCGCGACAACAAAAGCGAAUCAAGGGCAUGAAUGUGUCAAUCUACAUGCUGUCAAAAAAGCACUUCCAGAGAACAUUGAGCUAGAUACUGGCAUAGAAUCCUCAUCACUCACUUCUUUGCUCCAAAAGACCACAGACAUCAUUGACCUCUUCGAUCCCUCCCUCACCUUCGACAAACACGAUAAAUCCCUUUCUAAUCCUCAAUCUUCCGCCCUGAACCUUACAACCAUCGAGACUGGCGAUCCAUGUCCUCGUUGUUCCAACGGAAAGCUCGACGUCCAAAAGGCUAUCGAGGUAGGCCAUACUUUCCACCUCGGCACCCGAUACAGCAAGCCUCUUAACGCAGUAGUUGCGUUGCCAGACCAAAACCUUUCAUCACCAAUUCAAAUGAGCUGUCACGGCAUCGGCGUUUCGCGUAUCAUUGGAGCCGUGGCUUCGCUCCUCUCAGAUGCCAAAGGUCUGAAUUGGCCAAGGGCGAUAGCGCCCUACGAAGCCAUCAUUCUCACAUCUCCACAAACCGAGGAUAGGGAUGCGACAGAGGUGUACGAUGCGCUUUACGGUGAAGUUCGAAACGGAGAUGUAGAUCUUGUGUUGGAUGAUCGGUCAGGAAAGAGCGUAGGAUGGAAACUGAAGGAUGCCGAUUUGAUCGGAUACCCGGUCGUCAUUGUACUGGGUAGGAGUUGGAAAGACAGGAGGGAAGUUGAGGUACAGUGCCGAAGAUUAAGGUUCAAAAAGGAUGUUCGUCUAGAUGAUUUGAGACAGGAAGUUUUGGGGCUGCUGGAGCAGUUGUAG
Molecule: messenger RNA, 1710 nt
Organism: Alternaria postmessia
Lineage: Eukaryota; Fungi; Ascomycota; Dothideomycetes; Pleosporales; Pleosporaceae
Exons: 4
Coding region: 1-1710 (569 amino acids)
Biological process (GO): prolyl-tRNA aminoacylation
Cellular component (GO): mitochondrion; cytoplasm
Molecular function (GO): proline-tRNA ligase activity; ATP binding
Source: RefSeq, a predicted model, not a curated record